Molecule: messenger RNA, 28680 nt
Organism: Porites lobata
Lineage: Eukaryota; Metazoa; Cnidaria; Anthozoa; Scleractinia; Poritidae
Source: the annotation of a GenBank genome assembly
AUGGAAACUACUCUUAACGUGUUUUCAAGGUCUAUGAGGCUUAGGUGAGUUUAAAGAAGUUGUGAUAUAUGUGUUUCUUACAUUUAAUUGAUAGCUUACUAAUUAAUUUUAAUGGUUCGUAAAAUUACAGCUGAAAGAAAGACUUAAUUGAAAUAUUUAAGAGUGAUGUUUUUACAUUCCAUGAAGAGCACUACGGCAGCAUUUUUCAAGAAUUCUGCUGCUGUGAGUUUAAUUGGGUGCUGUGCUUUAAAAAUGAAUGGAUAGUAUGAAGCUCUCAAAGCACUCUUCAGGACCAGUUUUAAAUGAACACGGCGUAAUUUUAAAUUCACGAAAUAUUCUAGAUGAACGUACGUGGCUUUGUUUGUUCUUAUCAUUGAAUCCAUGUGAGUGAAAUAUGCAGGUUUUUUUAUUAAUUAAAGAAAACACAGUGCAAAGUAAUAUUAGGGUUACUUUGGUCGAGCAACGAUGACUACGCGUCUUUAUUGACGCUUUGUUACCAGAAACAUGACCCUCAUCUCUUCCCCCUCUUGUAAGCAAAUUUACAUAUUUGUGAAUUGUUGAUGUUCCCAUGGCCUUGAACUUAAAAUAAACUCGUCGAUAGAUGACCGUCUCUCUGCACAUUUCAUUUGGCUUUUGUUUCUCUGUGAUAGUGAGGCGAGUUUUAUUUUUAUUUUUUGUUUUUCUAGUAUUGGUGGAACUUAUACGAAAAAGAAACAUAGUUGAUACUUCCUUAAUCUUAUUAUGGUGACAAACCAUAUAUUAGGAUACUUGAAUCAAAAGUGACUUAGUGUCGAAAGCCCUGAAUUCCCUGUGGUUGAAGACCUGUUACAGUAGUUAUGUAUGUAUCUAGACAUAAGCGAUUUAGUCGAUAUUCCCCCGAUAACUUCGGCGGAGAAUGAUUGUUUAAUUUGUUUUAUUUAAUCAAACUGAUAUCAGCGACGACGAAUCCAGUGAAAAUUUCAUAACGUGGCCAAGUUCCAGAAACGUGACCAAACUAAUUCUUUGAAAUAAUCUUUUCAGUUGUUCUUGCCAACCACUCCCUGUCUGACAUAUUAAAUGUCCAAAAAUGACUAGAUUAUUUUUAUUUCUGCUAACAUUCGUUUUCAAAUAAAUAAAAACAAUAAUAAUAAUAAUAACAAUAAUAACAACGACAACACUCGCACACUUUUUAAGAGGACUCUCUAAGCCAAGCGCCAUUCUGCUCGACCAAUAGAUAAUGUGUUGUAGUGUCUGUAAGUGUUAAAGCAGCAGAUGGCGGCGGAUGCCACAAAACAAAAAAAGGUGAUAAUAAUGCGGAAACAAUGAAGAUUUUUUGCAUUUGAGUGCAUUUCAGACCACAUUUUAAUCCCUUGUUUAGAAAGAUCUGUACCUAGAAAGGAUUAGUAUGCUGGCAUUUUUGACAGGACACGCAUUACAACAAGACUAAGGUAAAGUGCAAUUAACUGACUAUCGCGUAGUCAGUUUUUUGGGGAAAUUUCUGAAUGGCCCAAUUUUUGGCCAAAUCUGGAGUAUUUUGUAUCCGUUUUGUAAACUCUUUGGGAUUUGCUUUUGACCGCAAGAAAGAAGAUUCUAUUAACAAUGGUCAGACUUUUAAUUAGCAAUGAUUUUUGAGCAGAACCCCUUACGUGUGAAGUUUGUUAUAUUAAGAUUUUAAAAAGUGGCUCUGUUCCAAAGGCUUGGCUUGACGAAAGCUUCUUUUUAUCUUUCAAGUUGAUUGUUCGGCUAUGCAGACCACACAGGAACACAUAAAACGACAUUCCAUUCCCAUCAAAGGCUACUGGGACUCGAUAAAAAAAAAAAUUGAGUUUAAGAGUUAGAUUCCUUCAGGCGAAACCUACUUCUCAGUUUCACAGACAAAACUGCCCGGUCAUCACGCUUUCUAUUAACAUUUUUAAAGAGGCCAACUUACGAUACAGCUAGAUACGACUUGUUUGUUUGUUUGCUUGUUUUUUAAUUCAGCGUUCAAGCCAAUCAGUGAAGAAAUUUCAUCGCUAUUUAUUCGUGUUUACAUACGUUUGGUUUUGAGUUACGCUUCAAAACAGAGUGACAGAGAAUAUUUUCAUGUUGUCUGUUUUAGCUACACCCUACGUACCCUUCUUGGCGGUGGAUAACUAUUCUAGUUCAAACCAACUGUCGAUUGUUAAGAGACUAGAGCAUGAUUUGUUAUUGUUUUUUUUAUUAUUAGCGUUUGUUUAUAUCGGGUCUCGAUGGUCGAUAGUACGUCGAGGAAACAGACAUGUAUGACAAGUUUGAGAGCAAUUUUGAUCGCAUUUCAAUCCGUCUUAUGUCAACUAAAAAUAUUUUUGAAAAUAAAACAGGCUUAGUCAAGAAUCUGGAAAACCACGAGGUUCUUAACUGCCUAUAACGCAAAAAUGUUUAUUAUCAAUUAAGUACAAGAUCUUCUUCGGAAAAUUUGCGUUUUGAGGAAGUAACCUCCAUUUUGUGCCCUCUCAGCUCUGCGUGAAAGUUCUCCUGCCUUUUUACUUUUUAUACUCUCCAAUGGUCAGCCUUUUUACGGUGUUUUCCUUUUCAAUGUCUUAAGGAUAAUACUUUUGUAGCUGCUAGCAUUGAUGGACCCCAUCCAGCCACAGCUUCAGAAUUAGUGCUGCAACUGUAGCCGCACUUGCUGGUAUCCCACAUCAUCUUACUCAAGCAAUGAGGAGGUGGACAAGCAAUGUCCACCACCAAUAGAGGAGUUCACGCUCAUAGUUGCAUCAUGGGUAAUCAGGGCAAGAUGGCGGGAAAUUAGAAGAUUUGUAUUAGAAUUCAAAUUCAUAUUUGAUGAUUUCUAGUUGAAAAGAGUAACUUACGAGUUCAAAGAAACAAUACACUAAAUCUGGAGUGCAAAGAAGUCGGUGAUCAGAUUUUAGAAAGGUUUUCCUGUACAUUUUCUGUCAUUCGACAGUAUCAAAAGUACAGAAAAUGUAUGGAAAAAUUGAGGUUUUCUAAAAGCUGAUCACAGACUUCUUUGCACUCCAAAUUUCGUGUAGGGUAGGUUGUAGCUAAAACAGACCACAUAAAAAUAUUCUCUGUCACGGUAUGUUUUGAAGCGUAACUCAAAACCAAAAGUAUGUAAAUACGAAUAAAUAGCGAUGAAAUUUCUUCACUGAUUGGCUUGAACGCUGAAUUAAAAAACAAGCAAACAAACAAACAAGCUUUAUCUAGCUGUAUCUUAAGUUGGCCUGUUUAAAAAUGUUAAUAGAAAGCGUGAUGACUGGGCAUUUUUGUCUGUGAAACUGAGAAGUUUCGCCUGAAAGAAUCUAACUUUUAAACUCAAUUUUUUUAUUGAGUCCCAGUAGCCUUUGGCACAGGUUAAGAAAUACAAGAAUGUUGAGAGACACAUUUAGCAAAAUCCCCUGAGUCGAUGACAGUUCAAGCAGACUGACUUGGCGGGAAAGGGAAUGCACCGGAUCACAUUUUGGUUUGUUUGUCUGUUUCUAAUUAUUUAACUUAUAACUAAACUUAUUUCUUUUGAAUUAAAAUGGAAGGAAUUAUUGAUAAAACUGAAAAUUAAAGUUUGUAAAUGUAGUAAGGUUUAGUAAUAUAUCCUCAUUCAGUUUUUUUUUUUUUUACAACGUAAUAAUUAUAAUUAUAAUAAUCAUGAUAAUAAUAAUAAUAAUAAUACCUCGAAGAGGGAAAUCAGUACAAGUUCUUGAGUGUCUUAAGACGGUGAGGCAAGGGGAGAGGAUGUCGCUGGAGUGCGCAGCUAAGGAGUUUCCUCGCAGAAUGUCUAUCAUCUAGUCAAGUCCCCUGUCUGAUCACAACCGAUCAAUCGAUCGAUCGAGGAGGAGUACAAAGUGACGAAGAUAAAGGCGGCAGUGAAGUUAUAUAGAAAUGGUGUCCCAGCGAUGGCGAUGGUACGUAAGUUUGAAGAGAGAGUGGAAGAGUUAGUUCAUAUAUAGCUCGUUAGUUAAAGAGGCAGCAAGGUAUGCAGAUGAGAAGGACCUCCAGUUGCAGCUAAAGUACCCAAAUCCAACCUGCAUAAAGCAUGAUAGUGGAGAGGUGAUAACUGCAGAGAAACUGAAGGCAGAGGUAAGAAUGUGUUUGCAACAGAAGACAUUGGAAGCGGAGCAUGAACAGAACUGGCAGGGGGAACUAAUCUCCGCGAGAAGUGAAGACGAGAGCCUUAACUUCGAGGGCUGUUUCUGGUGGCUAAGCGGUUGGAAACAAUGCCCAACACAUACAGUGGCUGGGAUGUUUGAGCUCUACGAACAGUUAUUUACCUACGAGGCUGUAUGCCUGCCAGAAACGCAUACGGAUACGACGGGUGAGGUGAUGUGAAGGCUAUGUAAUAAGGCUCCUGAAAGUGUCGUCCAUGUCCUGGCUGGUUGUACUGCCCUUGCACAGAUCAAGUAUGUUACCCGACAUAAUGCAGCCCUGACUUCAAGAUACUUUUCUUCAAGGUUCUGCAAGAGUUAGGCCUUGUAGACUUAGUGCCAUCUUGGUGCUCGCCACUAAAACCGAAGCCAGUGUACGACGCGAACAAUAGGCAAGCAUUCUGGGAUGUCCCUCUAUUUGGGGAGCACCAAGAAGUUAGAGCCAACAGAGUAGAUCCUCGCAUUAUCAACCACGAGUCAAAGCGAGUUAUCACGCCGGAGAUGAGGUGCCCAUGGGUUACAAACCGGGAGAAAAAGGAGGAGGAGAAAACCACGCGGAAAUACGGACCGCACCGUUGGGAAUUGAAGUACUAAGGAUAUGAAGUGAAGCAAUAUAAUAUCACAACGGACGUACUAGGGGGAUGGUGCCGAGACUUAGAAGUCAAACUGAAGGAGUUGGUCGGAGGAAAGAGUAAUGGAGUUCUUCAUGACAUGCAGAAGGCUGUACUUUCGGGAACACUAAACAUCGCUCGGACGUAUAAAGUUGCAACAUGAACAUUGAAUAUCGCAUGCUUUCGAAUUUAUUGCCUGUCUUCCUUCAACAUCGUUUAGACUUUUAAAGCUAUGAAGUAAUCGUCGAUGCUAUUACAGCCGAAUAAGUGAUAUGUUUGAGAGUAUUAUUAAUGGUGCUAAAUUUAUAUGUAUUUUUAAAUGUUAAAUUUAUAUUUUUAUUGCAAGUUUUUACUGUAGUCAACGGGCUACGCUCACGCGCCUCGUCAUACGAGGCACAAGUUUUAACUGCUGCAUAAAGAUCUGCCGAAGUGUGCGCGGACCGCUUUGAACAUUAUACAGAAGGGUUUUUCUGGUCGAUUCUGGAGUCGACUUAAAAAUUAAAAUAAUGACGAAAUGAUUGAUUUUCUUUAGUUAUCACCGCUUAGAAAUAUGCAGUCGGGAAUUUUUAACUUGCUCGCGCGAAAACUUCUUGAUAAUAGAGGGUAAGACAAAGGAAAAUGCCCUCAGACGGGCUACCAGCACGCGCACGAUGUGGCGGGUUUUCAAGCUAACUAUGUUUCGUUUUAGUUGGCAUAUAACUCUUGUAGAUAAGGUCUUAAUGAGGGGAAGGAGAUUUUACCCAUGGAAUUGAUCUGCAGCUAAAUAGAAAAAUUAAAAAAAGUGAAAUUGGUCGCAGUGUGCACGGGCCGUAACUAGCUGAAUGAUGUCGUUUACUUUAUUCUUAUUAUGACUUGUGGCAUCUUUUUCGGCUCUGUAAAAAUGAAUAGUUUGUGGUUGUCUUUAAUGUAAUUUUGUUAACCAUGUUAACAAAAUCCGCAAAAUUCUAUUAUUUUAUAUUUAGAUUAACAACAAACCUUCCUUGGAAAAUAUUGCAAAUAAAGCUUUCGGCGAGAUCGUUCUGAAGCUUAGAAAACACCUAAGUCUAAUAAUGCACCAUGAAGAAACAUACUUAUAGAGAAAGUGUGAAAAAUAUUAAGUGCAGUAAAACAUAACAAAAUACCACUAAUCUAGAAGAAUGGAGAAUUCUAUAGGCAGCGUCAAGGAUGAACUUUGGAAUCCAAUUUUUUUUUUUGGAAAAAAUUAAUGAAUAAAGUCCCCCAACCAAACGCAUCCAAAGACUCUUAAAAGAAUCAUGGUUAACAGAAAGACAGAAUUCAGUUUUAAAAAUGGACGAAAUUGUAUUUAAGAUCAGACAGUCUCUUCACAGGUUAUUAAAGUUAUCUUAUUAACAUUAUUUUUAGAUGCUUCUACCAUUACAUAAACAUAUUCAAUACGAUCUAGACGUUUCGUUUUUUUAAAAAAAGGUGGCACAAACUGUGCAAAACUAUUCGCCUGUUUUUAAUUCGAUGGCCGGGGACUGUGAUUACGAAAAUUUUAAAGUAAUUUGUGUUCUGUCCCCACUGUUUGUCUAUUUGUAUUUCUUCAUCAGCUGAAUCCAACAUGUUAAGGUGGAGGGACGGGGAACUCCUAGGGAGGUCUUUAAGUCUCCUUGCUGAGGACUGAAUUUUAAUCGUGUUUUAAGCGAUACCAAAAUUGCGAGGAUUUUGAUAAAAUAGGGUGGUACGAUAACAAACAAAUCUGUAUUGUUUAUGACUGGACUAAUAAGAUGGGCUGAUACAGGAAAUAUAGCCUUACAAUUAUAAGUCGCUUAGCUUUACGGUCAAUUAAUACGUUCAGUUGGUGCAAGAGAACUAGACGGUCAAUUAAUUACGUUGGUGCAAGAAAACAAAUUCUUGACGGGUGAUUCUCUAGCCCUUUCAAAAGACCUUUAAGCCAAAUCAAAUUCGCGUGUAUUUUAUUUUUGUCAGAUACCUUCUACUUAUUUCUUUAAUGCCUCCGGACGUCUUUAAGUUUUGGGUUUAAUAUUAUGUCCGCACAGGGUUUUCCUGAUUAUUAAAGUUUGGAGAGGUUCUUUUCGAUUCGCAUGGUACUUUAAAGUCUGCUAACUCAAAACAAAGACACAAUCGCUAGAAAAAAGAUUAAAAUAGACAAAAAUAAUUGGCUUUUUCUUUAUGUUGACAAUGGCGAGGGUAAAGUAUGACGUCGCUGAAUCGACAUCAAAAAGACGAACGCAGCCACAACUGCAAAAAGAUUCAAAGAGACAAAUAUUCUCUGCAAUCGUAAGAAUUAGGCUCAUGGUAAUAAGACGUAAACAAGUUGGACGGAGCAAAGGUUACUUAACGGGCGAUUCUCUAGCCUCUUAACCAUAAGAACGAGUCGAUUAAAAAAUCGCCCGUAUUAUCUUAUCAAUAAGGAAUAUCCUACUAAUCUUUCCUCUAGGCGUCUUUAGUGAUGCAGGUUGGGGAAAGAUUUGCACGCGUUUUCUGUACACUUGUAGACGUUUUUGCGCGUCAUUAUGGCGAAGUGCACGAUUUUUAACUACUGAAUCGCAAAUAUGGUAAAGAUUGAAGAUAUCCACCUUUUUCAAAGGUUAAUACAUGUACAGAAGUGCUUAGAAAAAAAAGGGGUAUAGCAACAUUGGUGCGAGGAAAGAUUAAAGGGACAAAUCGCCCGUCAAGUGACUUGACGGGAGAUUCGUCCCAAUAAUCUUGCUGAUACCCUACUUAUCUUUGCUAUGAGUGUAUAUUGAAGGCUGAGGGUCCGUGAACUUAAUAGUUGCGUUUUGCAUGCCCUUGUUAUAAGUUUCCACGUCAUCAUUCUCGAUGUGUUUACCAUAAAAGCUGCAAAUUGUCGCAAAUUGACGGUAAAAGUUGCGAAAACUGGAAAAAAUAGACGACCAUCAUGAUUUUUUAACGGAUUAAAAGUUAGAAUUUCCUUUACAAUUUUAAGAAUUACGCCUAACAGAAGACAGAUAUGUCAUGUCAACAAACGUGAUCAACUGGGAAAUAUCAUUAUAUAGAAUUUCUAAGAUUUAGAAAUAAUUUGACAGUAAUAUAAUGCCACAAUUGCAGGUUUUAAAGUCUUGAGAUAAAAAUUUCAAACGGUGCACUUCUGCGUUGUUGGAUACUACAUCUUAUAUUUCACAUUCAGUUCUUCUACUCCCGGAUAAUGAAUUUGUACAUUUCUUUCAGCUCAGUUCUUUACGGGGUUGCUCUGUUUAGUUUCGCAACGUUCUGCGCAUGCGACGUCUUGAAGACAACGCCUCGAGGUGAGUGUGGAUAUAACCAUAAUGAACAAGCAAAUUAUAAAAUCAGUAAUAGUACUUCUGAGGUACUUCUCAUGAAGUAAUUCAUUUAGUCAGUCACAUUCUGAGUGUUUGUUAUCAUCAUAAUGAAAAUGCAAAUUAUAAAAUCGUUCAAAGCACUUCCGAAGUACCGCUGAUGAAGUACUCUUAAUUUGAACGGUCACACUCCAAGAUUUUAUCAUCAGGGACGGCCUUGUACUGCAUACGAAACCACUGGUCCCGGUUGUUCAAAGGUUGGAUAACCCUAUCAAACGGAAAAAUAUUAAGGAAAGCAAUUGCGAUAUUCACUGAAUAGAGAUUUAUCCCGAAGAAAGCAUUAUCUACCUUUCGAACAACUGCGUAAUGGUCACAUAAUGCACGAGAUUUCAUUUACAGAUUCAAAAGCUAGCAGAAAUUUGUACAACAAAAACAUUUGGACUGUUAGACGUAAUCCACAUUUGUAGAUUUUUUCCACAUGUGGUGUAUGACGGAAAAUAUGAUAAAAAACAUCACUGAUAAGGAGGAAUAACUGAAGCCACGUAAAAGUAGCUACUACGUUAGAAUCACAUAAUAUACUUUUACACCAGCACUUUAAAAAAAAACAGCGUCAAAGACCAUAGAAAACGCGCUCCUUAAUAGUUUUGACCUUAUUCAAAGGCCUGCACAUUUUUAGAUUAUAAUUAGAGACCUGUAGAAUUGAAGAGGUUAACACCUUUUAGUCAUCACGGAUCAAGAAGUUGGGGAGAUCUUUGUAUUGUGUGGAUGGGUGUGUGCCAAUGAGAAUCUGCAGAGACCCUUAUUACCUUUUAUUACCCUGUAUUAGACUGGACAGUAAACUGAGCACCUAUCCAGAACUGACUUAACCCUUAUUCUUACUCUCACGUUUGUAUAAAUUACUCUACUUCGCCUUACAGGAGUUCAUGCCCAUAUAAAAGGGAUACAGGUUAUUUAAGGAUCAGUUCCUUUAAUGAAAAAGAAUCGUGAACAAGAAAUUGCCAUGCGGUGACGACACUGGGUGAAAAUAAAACGAAUGGCGUCGAUUAGAACAAGGAAAUCUUUUUAUAAAAUUUGUUCAAAUUUUCCAAAAUUUACUCUAUUUUUAGCCAGACAUUCCCAGGCAUGAAAUUAUUCAAUUCUUUUGCAAGUUGUUUUAACGUAUUUUUGUCAAUCUGUACAAUCAUCCAUUGCAUUGUAAUGAAACCUAAACUUCAUUUUCCUGGGCUUUUUCUGGUGGAUGAGGGUCUCAAGCCUUGAAAUUACUAAUCGAAACUAAGCUUGCAUCCAUUUUAGGAUCCCAGGUCAGGUUUUAAAUUUAGACUGAUACUGGAUUUAUUUUUAAAAGAAAGGUGGAUAUUUUGGGCAAAUGGCCACGCGCUGACGCGCGUGACUCGCGGCUUCGCCGCUCCCGCGCGCGUUCAAUGCUCGCCGUCUAGCGAAAGUUAGACCUUUGCAGAAUUUUCAAACAUGGCAAUUCGCAAACAACAACGUAAUGGCUUAAACUGAACCGUUAAAAGUUUAAUCGUUUCCUUACCUGAGAAGAAAAGAAGAGCUUUGUUAUUUUCUUUUAAACUUGCCAAGUUUAUAGCCAAAAAGGUUUGUUGUGUCGUUCUUCGCAUGAAGUGCUAACAUGGCCGCUCGGUUGCUCUAGGUGAGGCGUCGUUUCCCUGUAGUAUUGUUUGUCCUAUUUUACAAGUAUUUACUUGAAACGAAGAAUUUCUGCAAAGAUUCUUUUUCAUUUUUGUUUGUUAUGAAAUAAACUUUGGGCAAAAUUUUUCUUGUUAGGAAACGCUGAGUAACGGAAGUUGUAAGCCGUUCCAUCGAACGAAAAAUUCAGCUACAGUCGAAUGGAGAAAACGCCGUUUGAAUCCGUCUAAGUCUUUUGUUGCCUUAAAAAAAGAUAGCCCUGGAAUUUUGUCGACUUUUGAAAGGUCGUUCUCUAAAAAAAUGGGAAAAACACCGAGCGCAUUAUCAACUGGCUCGGAGGUAAAAGAAUAGUCCGAGAUAGCGAACCAUCAGAUUGCUUAAAUCAUCAAGAUCACUGAAAUUGUAUGUGAAAUAUAUCUAUCUACUCAAGAGAUAAAACGGACUUUCGCAUUAGUUUCUUUUCAGUAACAACGUAAAUAAACUUCGAAUAGGUGCCGCAAACAUUGACCGCUUAGAAUCCGGGGUAAUACGAUCAGUACUUCAAGAGUUUUCUUUGGCAGUAAAAAUAGGAUUCUCACAUUUUCACUACAUUUUAAAUUGACGACUGAAUUUUAGAAAUAAAUGCAUUGGCUUGCACGCUACCUCGAAAAAGUGCUAAAAAAAGUAUUUAACCCAUUUGAAUUUUAAGAAUAAAUUUUAAAAAAAUAAAAAAUACGUACCCUUACGACCAAGUUUAAAAGAAAAUACCAAGUGGGCUGUAACCCAUUUUAUUAUUCACUUUCGAUUCUUAAUUACUUGCUACCUAAACUGGUUCAAAAUAAUUUAAGGCACUCUAUUUUUGAGAGGACGGCUGGUGAUUUUUACAACUGAAAAUUUUUUUUACUGACACAAUUUUUAGUUCUUCUUCAAAAGACGUGAAACGAUUUUUUUCUUUUGUUCUUCGCGGUAAGUUGUCCAUCUUGAUCCGGAACUCAAGAUGGUCCUUUACGUUAAUAAAUGAAUAACCUAUUAUCACCCUAAGGAAAUCCCGUAAAUUUUGACUUGGUGUCAUUCAUUGUCCUUCAGUAGUAUUAGAUAACGUUUAUCAAGCUAAUUGACCAUUGAUGACAAGGAUUAAUUUUUCAGGCUUGCAUGAUAAAGGAACUUAGUCACGUUGCUAAGCGGUAAUUACAAGAUUAUUCAACUAUUAGAUUUGAUUAAUUAUGUGACAGUGUUUGUUACGGAUGUCGCAAUGCCAAAAAGAAUUCCAUUCUCCACAAGUAAAUGUUCUUUGGAAGUAGGUGAGAUAAUCUGGCAUUAACUGAAAUAUUAUCCUCAUAUCCUUUGGUGAACACAUCUGAAUAUAUCUGCUGCAAACGGACAGGCACUUCUUAUAAGGGGUUGCUUUCUACUGACCUGUUAGCCUACGUGGUAGGCGUUCGAAAGGGAAGGGGAAGGGAAUUGAGAGCUUCCCCGUUCCCCUUCCCCUUCCCCUUUUAGCGCCUGCCACGCAGGCUACUGACCUCUUCACCCUUCGCCGCGUCAUCAUGGUAAGCACCCGGCGCCGACGAGGGUGUGACAGGAACCGAAACAAAUUUGGUUGCCGGCACGUAAAGGGAAAGAACGGUCGACUCCUAAUCCUGGAUUAACACACUAAAGGUCACUAAACCCUGAUUAAGAGUCAGACAAGUAACUUUAAAACAUAUUUUCACCGUAGUGGUGUGUUGAUACGCAGAUUAUUUAAUCGUGGAGAUGAAUAGUUGGUAUGUAGCUGACGUAAUCAUGGUACGAGAGGAAUAUUUUGUCACUGUUGAGAGUUUAUUUGAAAGCAUCUCUCUUUGCUGAUCUUGUGACUUCAUGCAUUCUAUUGAAUCUGCAUUUCACUACACUCUUUUUUUAAAUAUAAGAAUGUUGUUUUUUUCCGGCCCAGGCUGAAUAUUGUUAUUUUCCUGCCGUUUUUAGCCUGAAAAUAAUUUUGUAUUAUCUUUAAAAAUGUAAAGAAUUUAUCAUGAUACUCUUUGCGGUUUUGUUCACUUCUUUUGUACUGUACAAAGGUUAGUAUGUACGUAAUAUACCAUUCAUCGAACUGUCAUUAGCAUUGAACAUUUGCUCAUAGCUAGCGCGUAUUCUUUUAAUUUGUUUGCUAGUUUUGCUUUUUAGAGAAAGGAAAAAUUUCAAGCGGUUAAAGUUAAAAACGUAUGAUUGUACGUUACACAUGUAUCGUACUUUUGUAUUUACAGAUUUUCAACACAAAAAAUUAUAACCUUUUCAAAAUGUCAGCCUUCCGCUUAUUCAUUCUUAAAAUACUCUUUAAAUUUCGCAAUAAAAUAAUAUUCUUAUGAAACAUAUCUUAUAGAAUGAAAAAAGUGGUCCCACUUCUUUAAUUAUCUGAUUUAGUAUUUUAUUUCUAAUAAAGAUAAUUAACUUGCACGAGAUUUCCUCGGGCAUUGAAUAAAAAACUGACCCCGGCUUUUACUACAAAACAGUAGUAAACAGAUACAAAACAGAUACAUUUGUUCACUUUUUGUUGUAGUCGUCACCGAUACGCCGAAGCAAUGCUCUUUUAAAGAUGUCAAAAAAGAUGUGGGAGAAAAUUGGAAUCCAUUUCUGAGGCCACAAGGAUACUUUCGCUGCAUCAGGUGUACUUGCAAAUUGGUAAGUACUUCGUUCAUUCUUUCGUCCAUCCCAUUUUUGUUUUCUCGCUGACCGAUUUUCAUGUGCAUUAGCAAAAACCCUGAUUCAAUGGGCUUAUUUCUUUGGGACCUGUGAAUCAUCUUCUUAUUGUCUCGGAGUGUCAAUGAAGCUUUUCAUAUAUUUUCUGAAAAUUAAGCCACAUCAUGCAACUUUAUCCUUAUUUCUGAUUUGCAUAUAUAUUUUUUUCGAUGAUUGGCUACUGUCCACAUGCAUCCAAUGGUCACCGGAACCUACGUUAUUUGAAAACGCUCUUGAGACUAGAAAUAUUAAAAAAACACCGAUUUCACAUAGCCCAGGGUUCGCACUGAAUACGCCAAAUUUGGCGUAUUUUACGCCAAAAUUGUUCAGAUGACUGAGGUUACGGAGGGAGUCACUUCGACUCCAGAAAUUUUCGGUAACAAACACAGUUUUGUGCUUACCUUUUUCAAAACAAAUACAAUUUACGAUACGAGUAAGCGUUGUAAACCUUAAUUAAAUCAAAUACUCAGAAGCACACUUUGAAUUUCUUUUUUGAUUGAAGGUUGCCUUAGUUCCCUCAAAGAACAUGGUAUCUCAUUCCAGAGUUGUGUGUCUAUUCUUGAAAAAGCUUUUUUUUUGUAUUUCAAGCCUUGAUCGUUUUACGUAAACAUUUGUUUGAGGCAGCGGACCGAGUGUUGUAUGAAUGAAUACUGGACGCAUUCGUAAAUAAAUUACAUAAUUUAGGUUGUGCUGAGGCAUUUCUAACGUCGUGCAUCAAUUCAGAAAAAUUUUUAUAAUAUAAAAAAUUUAGCGUUAACGGGUUAGCGUUAAUAAACAGAGGAAUAGUAUGCUCUUUUUUCUUCGUUUUUGUAAAAUUAACAGUUUGUCUAGAUAGGAUUUGCAGGCCUGGCCCCAAAAAGGUAGUCCGUAAGUUAAAAUAGGGAACAAUUAAUGGCUGAUAAAUAUCUAGGAGUGUACCAAAAGGUACUAAGUGCCCUAGUUUUGCAAAGUAUACCUUAGCUGUUUUGCUGGUUUUUAAAGUAGUACGCAGUCAAUAUGGUUUUUACGAGAAAGGUUACAACCAAUCAACAAUCCGAGAUAUUUUACAGAGUCUUUACAAUCCAGUUGGACUUUCCUGUUUCUUUCGCUGUCGAAUAUGCUUAUUUUAGGCUGAAAUGUUAGUUUCUUUUGAAAGGGACGGAAAAUAACAAAAUUGAUAUUUUUGGGUUGUGUUAAUUUGUUUGAAGUUAGCCAGACGUACAGUUUAUGCGGUCCAGUAUUAAGGACUUGUUCUAAUGACUGAAGAUUUUUAUCGGCAUAUAAGAUAUUUGUAUCAUCAGCUAAAAGAUAAAAUUGAGUUUAUUUGAGCAGUUACAAAUAUCAUUAAUGUGCAAGUCAAUAAAAACAAUCACGGUCCUAAUACGGAUCCUUGCGGAACCACAGAAUGUACCAGUUCUCCUUUCCGGACUCUCCUACCCGGCUAUUAAUUCUUUGGGAGAGGCUGGCAUACAGAUGCCGUUUUUCUCCAUCAGUAAAAAUUUGGCUUUAUCGACGUCAAACUACCAAUCAAAGUAAAUCUAAAAUGACUGAACGCUACCCCUUCGUCCGAACGAAUCAAUAGAUUUUAGACUUGUGGUCGUAGAAUUAAAUUCCUUGUUACGGCUUUCUUAUAACUACGUUUUUUAUCUCUCUAGGCAAAAGAUGGCUCACUCGCGAUAAUAGAUUGCACACGCUGCGUGAAGUUGACAAAAGAAGGUUUGCAAACGUCGGUUUUAAUUUAGGAGUAGGACCAGAUAAAAACGUUUGAGUGAUUAGCUUAUUGCCUGCUGAUAUUAUUUAAGAUUGUGGAACUAACAGUUGAUAGCUGUAGGGUCUACGAUUUUAGGACCCUGUCCACAUGGAGUGGGGGACCCCGGUUUAGUGGGGUAAGUUUCUUUUGUUUUGUGUGCCCCAGAGCGUGAAAACAAAAGAAACCAACCCCACUAGACCGGGGUCCCCCACUCCAUGUAAACAGGCCCUAAGUCUAACAUUUGCAUCUAAAGAGUUCAGAGUCACCUCAAAUAUGCGAAUGAUUAAGAUAGCUCUGAAUGCUUUCGGCCGAAAAUUUUUAGAAGAGAAAUUCCAAACAAUGCUAAUGCAAACGUUGGAGGGAUAACAAAGAAUAUAAUGGUCUAUCUUUCUUUUAUGGGUUCUAAGAGUUAAAAAGUGAAUUUAAUGGUGGUUUAUCGUGUUUUAACGUUGCUUUGGUAACUCGUAACAUAAAAGGAAACAUACCCUAAUAAACGUGUUCAUGAUAAUAAUUAAUGUUUAAAUUUUGUACAUUAGGACAGGCUUAAUUAAAAAAUCUAUUUAGUAUUUAUCAAUCCAUUAUUGUUGAAGUGUUCAGAAAAUGCUCAAACUUUUAUGAGCCACCCUAAUUACCGAUCUUGUUCUAGGGCAACAUCCUGAAGAAGGAGAAAAGAAUUGUAAAAGUGAAAAUGUAACCCGAAAACAUGGCACAGUAUGGGCAGUGGCUGCUAUGGGAUCCGUACCUUUACGUAAAAACCAGUGUACGGAAUGUAGCUGCACGGUAAGAUAUUUUAAAAUAACGUUCAUCAAUGACCACUUGGUUUUGCUACAAAUAUCCCCAACUGUAUGAAAAUUAAAUAAAUUCAUUUGGUGGCAUGGAAGUUGAACCGAAAUAAAUUUUCUUUGCCUAAGUUUGUUGGGAUUCCGAUUGUGCACAUGCUUCUUCUUCCCCCUUCCAUAAGCUCUUGCCACGCAAGCUAAUAAAGUCGAAUCUACUAAAAAAAAAAUCUAACAGGAUACGAUGGUUUUUUUCUUCCAACUGGAAACAAAAGACCAAGGAAUUCGCAACAAGGAUUUCACUUAAAACCAGUCUUAUUUGUGUUGUAGGAUGGGUUUGUCACGUGCUCAGUCAGAUCGUGCCCUGUUCUGUCAUGCAAAAAACAACGGAAUGGAACACAAUCGUGCUGUCCUGUUUGCGAAGGUAAGAACUGUAAAAUUUCCAAAAAAAGUUCGGAAGUCUUCAAUUAUUUUUUUUAUAAGUUUUUGACGGUGAUACAAACAAUUGUAACGUGUGGUAAAACAAAGUUAGGACGCACCUAGUACAAAGUCAAAAGAAGUAGCACUUACACAUAUAAAGCCCCGUACAAACUGGCCCAACAUCAGACAUUUUGCUGGCCACCAACUCCCUACAUAGUUGGAUGUUACAUGUUGCUUUCUUUUUUACACCCCGGUGCAUGUUGUUGCGUGUUGUUGGGAGAUGUUGCGCAGAUUUUGAGACCGGUCAAACAUUUAGCCAAUGCAGACGGACGCAACAACUCUCAUGAUUGCUGCGCCGUCCCUUUGCACGUAGCUUAAUAAACACUUAACGAGAUGCUGAAUUCUUGAAUUAUUAAUAUCUGCUUUAAUUUAAUUCUAGGGGAUUUACAAACAACACGCGAUCCAGCAGGUAGGUAUAAGACGCACCAAUUUCAUUCACGACAAUAAGUAUUGCUAGUUUUAAUGACAUUUUAUUUUCUCUUUUCCGUAGGCUGCAAAACUAUGGGUAGAUACUAUGGAAAUUUGGAAAAGUGGUUUCCCUUAUUAUCUCCAAAAAACGACUUAUGUGUAAGCUGCGUUUGCAAGGUACAAUAUUUUGUAAAAACUUUAAUUAUUAUUAUUAUUAUUAUUAUUAUUAUUAUUAUUAUUAUUAUUACUAUUAAAGUAUCUAAAGCUUCGAGUUUAACCCUUAAAAUAAUUUGAUCAAAAAGGGUUAGCUUUUUCAUCUUUCUUCGGUGCCGCAUAUUAAUGCGACGAAGUCACGGUUCGAGGUUGUCCGCUAUAGUGAGAAGUGAUUCCAUUUGCUGUUAUUGAACCGAAUGGAUGAAAGUUGAUCGCUCUUUUUAAUAUACAAAUCAUGAAAAAGAGAUAGUAAAAUCAACUACUACAGCUGAUUCUUAAGUCAUGGCGCAAACCGAUUAAUUAAAUUGAUUUACCAAGAGAGCUACUAAUUGCUCUUACUGAAAAGAAAACAGCAACUUAAUAACAGCCUGUAAACCAUUAAGCUGAAACUUACCUCAUGUUAGGCCCCUUUCAAACGUGGAAUUUCUUAUGAGUGUUUUAGUCGAUGAAAGAAUAUAUUAAUUAAAUACGGCAAUUGAUUCAGACGUCGGAUAUGAUGGUGCCGAAUUUAACUACGUUUGUUGUAAAUAUUUCCAGUCUCCAGAAAUUUUUUUUAUCCAAUAUUGAUAAGGGUUUCUACAAUUAAUGCAUUAUAUUCGGCACAUGUGAAAUGCGACUUUUAAAUCAAAUGUUGAACCUGAGUCGAAUUUUCGACUUAGCAGAUUCGACAAAAAUUUGAAUCGAAUUUAGUUGAUUCAGACGUCCAAUCUCAAAGCAGUUACCUCUCGAAUUAAACUAGGCACAUGUGAAAAUAGACGAUUGAGCUGGGUAACGAUAACAUUGUCCAGUAUUACAAAAAGUACCGGAAGAUACGCUAUGCGAUACGUACCGCAUUUUUUAUAUUCCUGUAAAUCUUGCUUCCAAUUUUACCACAUUAUGCUAUAGCUACAUGCACCACACAGGUAAAAAAAGAGAGUAAGCAAGAGAUUAAAAAAAAAAGAAAUAAUAUAAGGUUACGAAAAAUUUCGUUCAAGGGGAUUCGAACUCGGAUCCUCAGAAUCGGUUAGAACUAAAACAGGGUUCGUACAGGUCAUGGAAACCUGGAAGGUCAUGGAAUUUAAGAAUUUCCUUUUUCCAGGCCUGGAAAGUCAUUGAAUUUAAUUAUCGGUCCUUGAAAGUCAUGGAAAAUUAAAGUUUUGUUUUGUAGUUUAGUUACUGCAGAUGACAAAGCAAGGACAAUGUAAGAUAGACAGAAGUAAUCAAACAGCGAAAACGCCACGCAUUUUGGUGAACACCAGAGUUUGUUUCUGUUGAACUGUUUAAGGUCGAUCAAAAAUACCCCAAAACAAGCAAAAUUUUGAAACUUUUUGAAAGGACCACUAAACCAGAGGUCUUGAAAGACUUGAAAAAGUCAUGGGAGGUCAUGGAAUUUGAAGAGCGCAAAAGAGUACGAACUCUGUAAAAGUUAACGCCUCCACUUCGGUAAACGCUGACAGUUUAAGUUUAAUAGAGGUAUAUAUUCCUAAGCUCACAAUAUACCCAUUAACAUUCUUUCAGGAUUGGUCCAUGCCGCGGAACGUUUAAGAAAUUUCUGAACUAUCGAUCGCGCGGCUACUGACUGAACCGUAUGUCCGUACGAUUCUCUCCCUGCUCGUAAAGUGUCUUUUCAUCGGUCGGAGAAAACAUUAACACAACAUUGUUCAUUAUUAUUUCCAUUGUUCUAGGUUAGGGUAGCAACCCAUUUGGCUUUUAGGGUUAGAAGAGCUGCUAAAUGACCUCUCUCCCCGGAAUGAAGAAAAACAAUGUGGCCGCCGAAUACAUCGUUUUAGUUUUUAAAGGUCUUCUUUAUUAACAAACGUUGAACAUAUAUUUCGGCAAACAAACAGUUAAGUUGAAAAAGGAUUUUACAAAACUCUCAAGAGUGGGUCUCCUGUUCGUUUUUAACUGCAAUAACGGCCAAUUUACACAACUUUUAAACUUCUGGAUCAGUUUUCGUUUGGUUCUGCUUUGAAAACGGAAUAAUGAUUACUCAGAGACAAUACUAUACAAGAAUUAUUGAGAAAAACAGCAAAAACUUGCCAAUUUAUGCCAAAAAAAGGUACUUUAAAAACGGAAGAAAACAUUCAAAACGCUUUGAUCACGUGAUUCAAGACGUCAUGUCCCUCUUUUUGGUCAUGAAAAAAAUUAUCAGGUAAAACAUUACUUUCCCGCAAAUUUUCUCUGCCUUCUGAUAAAAGGUUGACUCUCUACAGCCCUCGGCCUAAUCUCUCGACCUUUUUGCUCAUGUUCAUAAGCCCGUUAAAUUUUAAAUGCCGGACGUCAACUGGUUAUUUUUAAAUGCCCCACACAACAAAAAACGUCAAACAUGCUAUUUGUUUUUAACUCGUUAAUAAAAUCUUGUCACAGCAACAAACCUAAUUCGGAAAUAGUCACGUGACUGACGACGUCAUUACUUAGAUGUGACAUGGGAAGAUAUUUUAUGGCAAAUGUUUUAUUGUCGUGGUCUGACAGUCUUCUACGUAUAAAACUGUCAAAGUUAUAAAGCUUUGUAAAAAAUUACCUCAAAGAAGUUUACAUUUUUCCUCAUUAACAUAUGCUUAUCAUUAGCUGAUGAAACUCAUUAAAUAGAAUCUCUGAAUAUUGAAAGAGCAGAACACUUUCAGUUAUCUCUGAAAUUUUGAACCCGAUAUACCGUUUCGGAGAAAUUCUCUUUGAAAAAGCCCCAAACCAAGAUUGAAAAGAUUGUACGAGCUCAUUACCGUUUUUGCCACCAAGCAAUUUCGCAGUUUUUGAUUCCUAUUUCCUUUGUCGGCGACGUCUUGUUGAGGUGGCUCGAUACAGUUUUCCAAGGUCAAUACCUCCCAAGUUUGAGCAUAAACAACGUCUCCAUGCAUAAACAAAGAUUUGGAAAUUAAAAUUGCCCCCACGGUUGUACUGGAUAACGAUGAAAAUUUGUUAUGAUCAGGGUUGCAAGGACAUCGGAGUUGUCAUGGCAACGAAAUGGUGUCACUACCUAUUUUACUUGCAGCAGUAUUUCUCAACACUUGGAACUGUUCUUCCAAAAUCGUUCACGGAAGUUUUAGCGAAAUCUGUAACAGCGUCAUCGCAAUAUUUUGAGAUGAAGUUUUUAUAGUUAUAAAUACAGUAAAAAAUGGACCAUCUUGAAGGAUGGCCGUUAUAUGUAGGAAACGAAGCCCUUUUAACAUGCAAUUUCACCUUGUAGUAGUUUCAAUCUUUUUAAAAACGUAUGCGAAAGAUCAUGGAGAUAGCUCCAGCCGAUUGCUAGAAAGAAGGAUUUGAUUAGUAUGCAUCGAGGCGCUCUUGUUCGAGGUUUUGUAAACAUUUCGUUGCUAUGACAACUCCGAUGUCAUUGCGGCCCAGAUCAUAACAAAUUUUCAUCUUUAUCUAAUACAAUUGUGGUGGCAAUUUUUCCAAAUCGUUGUUUAUGACGACGUAGUUUAUGCUCAAACUUGGGAGGUAUUGACCCUGAAAAAUGUAUCGAGCCACCUUACCUUAGAGCAAAAAUGUAAACAUUGACGUUAGCACAAGGAUUCGCUUGUCCUAAAGCUGGGCACUCUCGAGCGCUCGAUAAGGCGAUCAAGUUCAGUGAUUUAGAAUUGAGUUGGUUUAACAAUAAGAAGUUGACGCUGGGAACAUUCAGUAUUCUAUGACAUUAAUCAACGCUUAAUGUCACAGCAGUAUUUCAAAUUAAUUAGCAAUUAAUGAAUGAGGCUGAGUAGGAUAUGAAGAAUUAAGCAGAUCGAGGACGGUGUUAUCUACCAAGGCCAAACUUUAUUAUUCAUUCAAAAUAAUUCCUAGUUGAAAAACAUAACUAAAACAUGCUUACGUGCAUCGAUAAUAAGUUCGUCUUCGACAGUGUACGUUUAGGUUUGUCCAGCUCCGCAAAUAUUCUCCAAAUAGGAGAUGUCGCCCUACGAGUUGUCUUCUUGCUGUUUUUGCCAUGUUUUUGGCUAUUAUUUCGUCUAGUUCCAGCUGUAGUUCUUACUCUUGAAACGAGUGAAAUGUCCUCCAUUUUUUUUCACAACCAAAACAACUCAACCUCGUCCCCAGUCUUCUCGUUAACGGUGCCUUAACUAGUAGCGGGGUGCAUUUUUGACGUCAUUUCCUCGUUAAACACAAACUUUUUCCAAAUUUGGUCAUCACUAAUUGGUUAUGGUGAAUUAUGCGUGUGCUUUUAGCCAUUCAGAAUUGGGGAAAUAUUUUGAAUUAAUAAUAAUAUAAUUUAUCGUGAUUCAUGUUUCCUAUGUAAAGCUGUCUUAAAUAAUAUUGCCUACACCACUGGAAGGAAGUGGAAUUGGUUCUACUUUUCCAUCUUAGAACACUUCGGUGGUGUGUCAAAGACCUACCUGCCCGACGCUAUCCUGUGUCAGCCCUGUACGGAAACCUGGAGCCUGCUGCGACACCUGCCCAGGUAAACGACUUGUUAGCACGGGCCAGUUUUGCCCAAUAUUAUGUAUGCAAAUCCAAGACAGUCUUUGAUUCUGGAUUCCACGCCUUGGAUUCUAGAUUCCACGCCUUGGAUUCCGGAUUCCUGGUACUGGAUCCCAGUCUUUGUCAACGGAACUGAAUUCCAAUCUUUAUGGGAUCCGGACUCCUUGAGCUGUAUUCCAGAUUCCGAAGCCCAGGGUUCCGGAUUCCACAAGCAAAAAUCUCCCGGAUUCCCUUACAUGGGGCGACGUUUUCCUUCAGUGUUUAUCUUCUCGUAGUUUCUAAAAAAUAUAGCGGAUUACAUUUAUUUUACCGUUAUACACUGUAGCACUUAAUUUUGAGGCGUGAACUAUUACGUCAACUUCAUUCAAGAGUUCUCCUUUGUUGUGCAGUUGUUAAGUUUUGGGUGCUGAUGGAAAGAAAACUUCGAAUUAGUAAACAAAAACAUUUUAAGGCAGCGCUCGAAAUCUUGCCUUGUUGUCGAACUUGUAAAGUCCAGUUGCGGGUAGGGCUUGACGCCAAGAUGAACACAGAAGGUAAACAGCAUGUGAUUUCUAGUGCUUGCCUGAUAACCUCCUGAUUUUUUGUUUAUCUUUUUAUGUAUUGAUUUUUAUUUUUUAAUUGCCUCCUGAUUGGGCUUGACGCCAGGAUGAACACAGAAGGUAAAAGUUAUUUACCCAUGAGUACAGUGACUUGCUUGGACUCAGCUUUCCAAGACAGUACUUAGGUAUUUAGUCAACACGAACUUUUUUAAGGCACCGAUUCUACCCAGAGUCAUGCUGCUUGAUUUUUAAGGAACAUCCCCUUUUCAUUUAAUUUCUGUCCUUUUCUAUAUUGUCAACGUUAAAUUUUCAAUUUGGAUCUGACAGGAAAAUGAAACUGCAGCUCCUGACGAAACGAAUUAGUGAAAUGCUGCACUAACGGACUUCCUUAUUGUCGAAUGAAUUUAUUGUGCGGCUGCUCCAGCUCGGUAUCUUCUGGGAUAAAGAGUCGGGCGUCUCUUUCACUCGAUUUCAAGUAAUUGUAAUUCCAAUCGCGCAAAUACUUCGAUGAAAUAAAUUUGAUCUUCUAGUCGCCUUACACCCUAUUUUUCAGGACUGAAGAACAGCACUAUAUCAAAAAUUAAAGGGUAACAGCUAAUAAUAAAUAAUGCAUAAUGUAACGCAACUGAUUAAUACUAAUAACUACAAAACAAUAUAUUAUGCUGGGUUGAGUGCAAUCGCUUUGUCAUCUUUUUCCCUCUGUUCGGCGUUAAUUUAUUUCAGCCAACUCACCGACAAAGAAACCCCCUAAACGUGGCAGAAAAAUAUUUGGAGGCUUUAUUACAGAAAUCUUCCGAGGUAUGCGUUCUGCGACUCUGGUACCACACCUUAGAAGUAAGACUCAAAUUUCAGUGAUAUCUUUCGAAGAUAGGCUGCUUGUGCAGAAGGUAACAUUCUGCUGUGACGCCAUCAAAGGAUUAAGACACUUGUUUAUUAAGCUAGAGACUACGUCAGAUUUAAUUGCCCUCUAGUGGAAAAGUGAAAGAUCAGCUCUUUUCUGAUUCUUUAUCUCGUACAAACCAAUAGUUUGUAAAAUAAUUAGAUCGUCAGUAAAAGGAGGUAAAGUUUCUGAAAACAAUUCAAUGUAACAGAUCUAGUAGAAACUGAUGCGAUUGCGACGUUAUUUGUUACGUUUUCUUUCUUUAUACAUGUACCAUGUGCUGUGGACUCUUUCACAUUUUAUGAGAAAAGAAACACAUAAAAUCGUAUCUCCUUUUUUAUUUAUAUAUCAAAAUCGUUUGAUGUUUUAAUAUUUUUUAACAUUUUUAGUUCGGAAGGAAUAAUUCCCCUACAGCUAUCCAUCCACCAGGAAAUAAGUUCUUUAUUUCUGUUUUUGUCUGUUUUACAUUAUGUCGCACAAUACCCUUGCACGUUGAAGCUAAUGCUAUGUAUGUUCUAAUGCACCAGAAAUAGGCACUGCUUGCUAAGCUCUUCAGUCACUUCUAUCUAACGUAAACUCUUCUAAAGUAACCAUCAUUAAAUCUUUUAACUUCUUUCAGUCCGUAAGUCUUCUAGAAAUGCUGGAUUGAAUUCCAAAUCUCGAGUGGGACGAAAAGGUAUGCAAAACAAACUGAACUUUGGCGUGGACCUUUUGGGGAUCUAGCCUCAACUGUCAUCAUUACACGAAAAGACGAUUUAAUUUUAAACAAUCUACCAAACCCAUAGAAGCAGAUGCCAUUACGUGGGUAUUGAUUCUUGGUGCUAGUGCAGUUUAGGGGGACAAAAAGGUGACUUAAGGUGACCCGAACCUAUUUAUAUGCGUGUUGGUUAUGUUUGUGAAUUGCGUUUUUCAACAGGAACAAUUUAACGGAAUUUCUAUAUAUGAUUUCCCUACAAGUACAAAGUAAUUUUGAUGAAUAGAAGUUCCUUAAUAAUAAUCUCACCCCGUAUUCAGCAUAAAGUUAUUCCUCAUGUAGUGUAAACUGUAUUCGCCGUAGGUUUCUGAUUACUCAGUUUCUUGCAAUAAAGCUUGGGUAAGAAUACCCGUUCAGAUAGGAGAUAGUCAGCACCCUUCCUCUAUUUGUACGUCAGCUUUCACGAAUGUGUUAGCGUAGCAUUUUAAGGUUACAUUUGCCCAGCAUUCUCAGUGCAGCGAGUUGUAUGGUCACGAUUGACUUCAAACUUGCAGAUAUAAAACUAGAAGAGCUCUUAGGCUUAAUUGCUGAAGUUAGGGAAAAGUCUGUCGUAAGAUUUCGAAGUUAUUCACAUUUUUUGUAAAAAUGCGGUUAAAAAUAUAUGCCGAUAUCUCAAACGUUUUUAUACUUACAAGAAAAUUAAAUAACAUUUAACAGUUCCACCGUUCUUUAUUAAGGACACCAAAAUGUAUAGAAAUCGGUUAGUAAUUCCUUCUAAAAAACCCGAUUCAAAAACAUAACCAACACGCCUAUAAGUAGAUUCGGGCCACUUUCAAUCAAACAUGCUGGUAUAGUCAAAAUACGCAGGAUUUUUAGUGAGCUAAGGAAAAUGAUUAAGCAAUGCAAUUUUGAUUGUUCUUAAAACUGCUCACUGCAUGUGAGGAAUUGUUCGAGGAACUGAGUCUAUCGGUAAGUUGUUCUACACGUGAUGUGGCGGUCAGACUCGAGUUACUGCUUAUAGUCCCACGGAUGGUCGGCAAGGGGAAGGUACGUCCUUGUUGGCGAUAGGCUAGCGGAGUCAGCCAGGAGAUCUAAACCGUUUCAUGGAAAACGUCGUGACCCUCCAACUUCUUCAAACAAUAAAGGCUAACCCUUUACAAACAUCCAAACAAAAACACCUUACCGUCCUCCCUUUCUACUUCACCUUUUUGUACUCUAUUUGCUUCAGUAGCCAUGUCUAAACCCUCGUUGCUGCCACUGUUUGCCUCUGGACAACUUCAAAGAUGGAUAGCGACUUUGAAACAUUCUUCAAUGUUUAGUUAUACUGCUUAGUCGCUCAGUACAUCUGCGGAAACAAACGGCAGGCUUUUUGAGCUGACUUUGCCACCAUACCUCCUUUACUUUUUAUAGAUUAAUAAAAAACCAGGGGGGUACUUAACAAAUUUUUAUAUGGGAAGGUUCCGCCCCGGGGUCCGACCCCUUGCCCUUUUAUAUACACUUUUUCACGAAAAAGGUUUCCCCUUCGUAUACCUUUUAUUGACGAAUGGUACCCCUUUCACUUACCCUGUUUAAAAAUUUGCAUCAGUCCCUUUUAACUGCUGUAAAUGCAUCGUCUUUCAAAUAGGAAUCGAUCACAAAAACAGAACGUUUUCUCGUCUUUAUAAAGUCAUAAAAUUUAUCUGUUAGCUCUUUUGGGCCCUUUCACAGAUCCAAAUGACAGAUUUCCCUACCCUUUGAUAUACUUCAGCUAGUCAAAUACCAACCUUUUUUAUAUGCCUGAAGCCUGGAAAAGGUACCCCUUUCGGAUGGAGCCUUCCCGUAUAGGCCAUCAUAGGGAGUACCCCCCGGGAGUGAAAAUCCCAUAGGUGAGCCCCUGCCUUUGAGGAAGUCCGUAUUUAACUUCCGUCUAUGGUAAAAAAGCUGAGCAUUCCAUCUUUAUUUUGCAUUUCAGUCACCCCUGAAAGUGGAUGUUUGUUGCCGGACAAUCAAAGAGUUCCUUAUAAUUACUCUUACCAUCCAAACGUUGUCCCUUUUGGUAUUACCUAUUGCAUCCUAUGCGUCUGCAUUGUAAGUUCAUUCUAGAUAAGAGUAUGUGUUUUAAAUUGUUUGUAUUGCAGUUCUAAUAGAAAUCUGACGUUGAAUUCUCUUGGCGUUAAAAGGUCAAUAUCUCUUAUUUAGGAAGGCACUCUUUCUUAGAUGAUACCCAGAUAUUUCAAAGAUUUCCUGCACUUGGGUUUUAACCACGCAGAUGGGGACAGAGUGAUCUCGUACUCAGAUCUCGAAGGUCACGUAGCAAAGAAAGAUCUCCCAUUUCUACUGACAAACAAACGCCGGUGAGAUCUGGGUACAAGACUGCUUAGUGACAGAAGCAAUUUAAAUAAGUGCUCCUUGUGGAGUCGUGCAUGGAGAACACAAGCUUGUUGACCUUUUCUAGAUAUUUAAAAAGGGUAGUACAGUCAAUUUGCCCUUAAUUGCAAGCAGAUGGGCAAACUACUCGGCUAUUAGAAAGUUUUGACCAAGUUACCAUGUCGUGUAAACUCGGAACACAACAGACCUGUGCAGUCUUCGCAUAGGAUUCUUGUGCUAAUGAUUGAUACGGACUGUUGAUAGAUUGACUUUUUUGAUUUAUUCUGUUUCUUCAUACAUCAAGCAUUGCACUAAUCAAACUUUGUAGCCUGCGAGAAAGCUCUCCAAUAAUGGCUAGCGAAGCGAGCCUCGAGAGAGCAUGCCCCUCGCACUCGCGUGUCCUUGCGCGUGAGGCUGUCGCGUGAUUCUCUCACGACUCCCAAAAUCGCAGGGUACGAACUUUGUUGACGUGACACUGUCCUAUAUUUUAGCCACCCAAUAUAGAUUGCAGUCCUGUGCAUUGUCCGUCCAAUUACUCUUGCGCACAGCCGGUAACCGUUCCCGGGAAAUGUUGUAAGGAAUGUAAAGGUAAGAUGCUGUUCUGAUGUUCAUAGUAUUCUAUAGAAAUUUAAAAAUUUCGAAAAAAUAAAGGUGUUGAGUCAGUCAUCCCAAAUAAUAUUGAGCUUAUGUGAAUUGCACGCAUGUAUUCAAGAAAACAAAUCAAGAGCAAGACAGUUGCUGCCUUCCCACUAGAAGCGAAGUUAGUUUCAAGUAAGCACUUGAUUCAAGUGCUCUUGGAAAUCUUAAGUGGCUUUUAGAAAACAUGGCUUCACACUAGUUGACAAAGUAUAUUACUUAAAAUAAAAGCUGUCAAUCUCUCAGUUCGUGAGAAUCUUGGAACCGCCUCAUGUGCAUAUCUUGCACAUGGCUUCCAUUUCUUAUUGGUCAAGUGUGUUCUCAUGAGUGGUGUAGCCUAUACUUAGCGACGAACUUCGGCUUCUUUGAACUACGAACGUUUCCAUGGUCACCAAGUAAAGCUGAAGUACCUAAAUUUUACUCCUUCACACUCAAAGUAGGUUCCACACUUACAUUACAUUAUACUUGAAGCUCUAGCGUGAAGCCAACAAGUUAUUUCCUUUACAUUACUAUUAAAGUUGUUUUCGGUACUUCAAACCAGUCUAAAGUUAAAACUUUACAGAUACGGUUCUCGGAAUACUUGUUGGCUUCACACUAGAGCUUCAAGUACAUAUAUAAGGUAAGUGUACUUGGAACUUAUUUUGAGUGUGAAGGGGUAAAGAAAAUUUACCUCCUUAAACUUUACUUGGUGACGUGGAAAUGUUCGUAGUUCAAAGAAACCGAAGUUUGCCGCCAAGUAUGGGCUAUACACACUUGACCAAUAAGAAAUGGAAGCCACGUGCACGAUGUUCACUACCCAAAUUUGGGUAGUUAUUCUGAUUUUACUUCAACUUUACUUGGUGACGUGGAAAUGUUCGUAGUUCAAAGAAACCGAAGUUUGCCGCCAAGUAUGGGCUAUACACACUUGACCAAUAAGAAAUGGAAGCCACGUGCACGAUGUUCACUACCCAAAUUUGGGUAGUUAUUCUGAUUGAUCGUGCCGCGUGGGAAAUGUGUCUCAACCAAUCAGAAGUGCUACCCAGAUCUGGGUAGUGACGCGUCAUCAGUGUGGAACCUCUCCGCUAGUUUCUCAGACAUCAUUUCGUGAGGAAACCAGUGGUGACGUCGCGACAUGUCGGCUGUUUUCUCAGGCUAAUGUCUGCUCAAACAGUUCUAAAUAUUUAGAAACUGAAACUGGUUAUAUGUUUUCAGCGCCAUUUGUCAACUUAAAUUUACGCGAGCGUGGAGCGCUUUCAACGAAAAAAAGCUAAUUAUCUUGAGAAACAGGCUAGAAGAUCAGAGCUUGUGAUUAAAGAAGUAACUGACCAUUUCCAACAACAGGUACCAACACCACCAUGAAACCAGCUGUUAGGAGAUACUGCCAAGGAAAGCACUGGCGGGUCUAUGAAUAUAAGAUGAUCCAACGCAGAAAUCAAAACUUAAGGACCGAAAUCCGAGUACACUUUGCAUUUGUGGACGGAGAGCGAAACUUUGUGGAAAUACACAGCCUUGUUGCUAAUACAACAAACAAAACAGUUACCGUAACGAACACUACCAAGAGGAAUUUCGAUCAAAUUAACCAGAACAGUAAUUACAUUCUCCUUGGAAAGAUUCGUGAAGGUAGGUGUAAAAUUUCCGUUCAAAGAAAAUAAUACAUGAGCAACAAAAAUAAGUUACACUCUAAUGUUACACCAAGAGUUUUAAGUGUAUCGGUAGUGUCCUCUGCAUUGUUAUCUACACUGAGGUUAUAGCGAUAGGGUACUGGACCUACGGUCAUUGCCUGCGUCUUGGAUGCAUUGAUCUGUAGACAGUUUUGCCGAAGCCAUGUUGUUAAUAUUUGAAGAUCAGAAUUAAUAACAUAUUCUAAAAUUGGAGGGCAAACGUCCGAUGAAUAUUCAUACAACCAUAGAGAGAUGUUUGUAACUUGAAGGUUCAAAUCAUUAAUAUAAAUAUUAAAAAGCAAAGGGCCCAACAGGGUCCCCUGAGGAACCCCAACUUUAUGUUUCCAGUCAGAGUAAACGCCGUCCAUUUUGACCCUCUGCCUCCUAUCUUGCAAGUAAUUCCUCAUCAACUCCAAUGCUUGAUCUGUGAAGCCAUAAGCUCUGAGUUUUGCAAGCAGUAGGCUGUGGCAUACUGAGUCAAACGCCUUACUCAGAUAAAUUGAAAGCGUAGCAACAGCCUCUCUGUUGUCAAGGCUCAACCUCCGAUCUUCUACCAUUUUCAACAAUGCAGUACAACAAGAGUAUUCCUUAAGUUAACCGGAAAGGUUAGGCGAAAGACUUGGAGCAAAUGCUGAGUACACUUGAUCUGCAACUAUCUUCUCUUAAAUCUUAGCGCAGGGAGGAUCGGCACCGGACGAUAGCAAGUCUUAUUAGUCUCAGAAGCUUUUUUAAAUACUGAAGUGGUGUUGCUACUCUUCCAUACCCUAGGCCAUAACCUGUUAGUGAUAAAAUGAUUGAUCAGUUUGGUCGGUGGUUGCGUUAUGACAGGAGCUGAUAAGCGAAAAAGCCGCUGGGACAUGAAAUCACAAGCAACUGCCUUCACUGGAGUUAGCUUUUCUAUGAUACCUUUCAUGUAACUCUUGCUCGCACUACAUCCGAUUAUAAGUCCCCCUUCACCCCCCCACCUCACCUGAUAUAAGCCUUCCUCUAGCUUGCAUUGAAAUGAAUUCGAUUUAUAAUGGGGUUUUGAAGCCUAUAAUAGCAAGUAAAUGCAAAGCGUAUUUUGAUCGGCAUUGCCAUAGCUUGUUUCGAAGCGCUUUUUCAGGUCCGAUUAUAAGCCCUCUCGGAUAAGCCCCUCCGUUUAUAAGCCCUCCUUAAACCCCUUACAAAGAUGUAUAAGCCCAGGGCUUAUAAGCGGCAGUUUCAGGUAUCGAAUCGUGUUCUUAAGUAAUUCCAUGCGGGAUAAAACCCUCCGCGAACGUUACUCUCUAAGGCAUUGUGUGUGUGUGUUUUUUUUUUGUUGUUGUUAUUUUCCUGAAGUUACACUUUACAAGUAGCUUCGCUUGUAAGUAUCCCUAAUCCUUCUCUGGAAUUUUAGAGGCUUGAUAUUGUGUUUAGGGUUACUGUCAAUCUCAAGAAUAUUUCUGUCAACAAGAAACGCCAUCAAUCAUUAAUUAACUUUUUAUACUUUGUUUUCUAGUGCAGAUAGUUAAACUGAGGGACAACGAGAAACGCCCAUGCCACAAUAGCCACGGAUGUGUUCACACUGUACGUAAAAUAGCGAACAGGCUUAGAGGCCGUGUCAGCAACUGUGUCAGUCGGGGCCCACCUGAUAUACUUAAGAUGCUAGAAAGCACGCCGACCGAGCCUGGAACUUAA